GUUGACGCGCGCUGCUUGCUUGAUGUGUGAAACCCGUCGUCAUUGGUCCCGGUCCGUGAAACCCUCCCGCCACUGCACCCCAAGACCAGGCUGCGUCAACCCCAGGCGACACCUUCUACACCUCAGAGACAGCGCCUCUGCUUCCAGAGAGAUAUCCGACGACUGCCCUCUGGCACUGCGCACGCCAGCCCUGGACAGAUAGGGCCACUUAUCGCCACACACGGACCUUCCACCUGCGUUUCAGCAACGUCAUCGGGCGCGGUCUUGGAGCAACGCUACACGCACGUCUUUUUUGCAGGACCCAUACCUUCACCAUGAACAGCACCAGACACAGACUGCUUUACCAGCUAAACAGCCGCUGGGUCUACGGAAAGAUCCCGCUCCUCCAUUCGAUUGUCUUCCUCUUGCAAAUGGCUGCAGUGAGUCUGCUUACGCGCAAGUACAACCAGUACUAUGCGGCGCGGCCAGUCCUCACCACCAUGAUCACCAACGCCGUGUUGGGUGGUAUUGCGGACACAGUGGCCCAGACGCUGACUGCCGUGCGAGAGCGCGCAGUUCGCAAGAAGGGCGGCCCAGGCAAGGAUGACUUCCUGGCGAUUGAAAUUCACGACCUCGACAGACGCAACCCGCUCAACGACAACGAUCUCAUUCCCGACUCGAAGAAACUGCCGCCGCCCUUUGACUUUGAGCGCACCACGAGGUUCAUGUCGUACGGUUUCCUCAUGUCGCCGAUCCAACACAGGUGGUUCAGGUUCCUGUCUGCAACUUUUCCCGUUACGAAAACUGCGACAUGGCUGCCAGCGUUGAAGCGCGUUGCUUUUGACCAGUUCCUGUUUGCCCCAGCUGGUCUGGCAGCCUUCUUCACCUUCAUGACGGUGGCCGAAGGUGGCGGCAAGCGGGCUGUGCAGCGCAAGUUCCAGGACGUCUAUGUGCCCUCGCUCAAGGCCAACUACAUGGUCUGGCCAGCAGUGCAAAUCAUCAACUUCCGCAUCAUGCCCAUCCAGUACCAGAUUCCUUUUGUGUCCAGCGUCGGUAUUGCCUGGACUGCCUACCUUUCCUUGACCAACUCGGCCGACGAAGCGUAAAGCUAUCCUGCUACAAAAAACGAAUUCGCUUGUACACGUGUUCUGGAUACACAUUGAGUAGAUCACAGCGAUCUUUGGUUGAUUUUCCUUUUGAGCUAUUUGCGCGUCUACACCUUGAAUGGGCAUUUGUACGGCGUCCGGUCUUUCGGGUUUCUGUUCAGUCGCUGCGGUUUGUCGUACAAUUCCAAUCAGACCAGAAUGAAAUACUAUUAUCGU
This is a messenger RNA of Exserohilum turcica Et28A, 1301 nucleotides long. RefSeq lists its product as uncharacterized. Gene Ontology annotation, cellular component: membrane; cytoplasm. The record is from RefSeq and is a predicted model, not a curated record. The coding region runs from base 315 to 1085 and encodes 256 amino acids. NCBI's taxonomy places the organism in Eukaryota, Fungi, Ascomycota, Dothideomycetes, Pleosporales, Pleosporaceae. The transcript is spliced from 4 exons.